AUGGUACAGUUAUUACUAGUUCUGAUAUAUUGCAUAGUGCUAAGAUGUCAAACAAAGGAGCUACAUCUAACGACUUCUGAUGAGGGAUAUAUGAUUGUCAUACAAGGAUUUGCUGCACGUCUCGAAUGCAUGCUUAAUACUUGCGUACGACAUGCUUCUACUGUAAUCUGGUUGAAAGAUGAUGUGCCAAUAUUUAAUUCAACAAAAUUUCUGGAUAGUUCCGGUGUGGAUGCCAAUUCUGUUUUGCUACAGCACAAUAUUGAAACUGAUAAGGAUAAAGAAUGUACGGGUAGUUGUUCGGAUUCCAACACUUGCGCUGACGGGUCACAUUGUGUGGACAAUAAAUGCUGUCAGUGUGCUUCGGAAGACUUCACACUUGUUUUGAAGAACCUUACGUUUGAAGAUGCAGGUCGUUAUCGAUGUCAAAUAUCAAAUCAACCUCAGCAACUGGAAUUUCAACUGGAGGUCCUUGAGAGUGGAUUGAAAGGCGGGUUUCAUGAAAAUAUUAGUUACGAUUACAGUAAAUGCUGUGCAAAGAAAGGAAUUUCACCGUUAUGUCAGGCAAUGUGUAAGCCGAGGGACAUGCACAUUCAUCAUUUCGACCCGACAAGUUGUAAAACGGACGAUUAUAAAAAUUUUUUGUCAUGUGCUACGGAAGGUGGCAACAGAAGUCAUGUGCAGUGCUGUAAAACGCAGCUGGUGCCUUCAUUUUGCUACGAUUUCUGUUCCGGAAAUUUCCAAAUGUUACGCAAAUCUCAUCGAUUAUGCUUGUAUUAUCUUCCGGAAAUAUUUGAAUGUUAUAAUCGCGCGUACUUACCGUUUCCUGAGCAUCCACAAGAUUUAACCGUUAAUGCGAUUGGAUCAGACGAGCUACGAGUGUGUUGGCGUCCACCGCAACCUCAAACAUCGAACAAACAUCUUGAAAUUGAUCAUUAUACUGUGUAUUAUAAGCAAAUACCAUCAUUUCCAUUCUUGGGAGGAGAUGAUGGAAUACCUCUUUUAUCGGGUGAUUACGAGGAAAGCAUCCCAGGUGGAGUGGCCGAAGACGAUGUUGCUAGCGAUAUUACACCAUCUGAUGUUGGAUCCUUGAAACGCGGAAAACGACAGACAUGGCUUUUUGUUACACAUGAUUCAUCUACAAACGAUUCAACCGUUCGCGAAUUCAAGUUUGAUGAGGUGAACACGACGGAUACUUGCGUUACAUUAAAAGAUUUACGCUCAGCAACACGUUACAUUGUCUAUGUAACAGCAUCGAACGAAUAUGGCAUGUCGGUACCAUCAUCACGAGCUUUGGCUGCAACGAAUGCGAUUGUCACACCAUCCAAUUCAACGCUACCGCAGAUCGAGCGUAUUCCUUACUCAUUUGUUCAAAUUUUUGUAGUACCACUGACGACUUCACUUAAAAGCAUUGCUGAAGAGUGUUGCUCAUCGAAUGGAGUAUCACCAUACUGCGCUUCAAAAAUGUGCGAUGUAAGAACUAUUCCAAAUGCACUUGAAACGAUUGCCAUAUCAACAUCUUGUCGAACUGAGUGGUCCAAAGUAAGUCCGUGUCUUGCUGAUGGACGUAAUCACACGGAUUGUUGCAUUAAGAAAGGCGUACAGCAUGACUGUUUAAAAAUAUGUGGUGGAGUUGCUGAACCUCUAACGAUGCAUUCAUUAUUGUGUCUGAAUUUGGAUAUCGCUGCAAUUUAUCAGUGUUUACGACAAGGCUACGAUACACGACCUUCUCCACCGCAGAAUGUAACUGUAACAGCUGUAACAGAAAGUUCUGCUGAAGUUGAAUGGGCCGAACCAGCCGUAAAUGCACAUCUUGUUGUUUCAUAUUCGCUGUUCAUGAGAAAGGAUGAUCGCAGUUCAAAUGUCAUAGAGAUACAUAAUGUAACUUCACCGCAUACUGAAUAUGGUCUUCUCCCAGACACUGAAUACACAGUCUAUUUACAAAGCCACGGAACUACGGGUGAUAGUUUGAUGUCAACUGCUCUGAUUUUCUUCACACAUCCUUUGGUGUCAUCCUUCUGUCCACAUGGAGAACCAUUAUAUGAACCAAAUGGACACAGAUAUUAUUGCGGUACUGGUAUAAGGGAUUGUCCGCCUGGCUAUGACUGUGUAGUAGCUGGCACUUCCGAAACCGAUACAUUCUGCUGUUCCAAACCGUUACACACAAAUUUUGCAAAAGAUUGCUGUCAACAACGAGGUGUUUCAACAAGUUGUUUGUCCAUGUGUUCUGAUAGUACUCCACUGACAUCAGAGUGUUCGGAAUAUGGUGACAUAUGGGUUCAGUGCACUUCUGAGGGACAUGACCAUACAAGAUGUUGUGCAGAAUCUGGUAUACCGGAUGAAUGCAUGUCAGCAUGCAGACAUCCAUUCACUCUUAAGAGAGAGUGCAUGGAAUAUACUCCAACGCUGGCUAAGUGCUAUUCGUGGCUUACAACAAAUCUUCCAACUGCCGUUACAAAUUUAGAAGUUACCUCCAGAAAUUUGUCUUCAGUUUUGCUUUCGUGGGAUAUACCACUGCAACGAUCUGCAGAUAUCUAUCAAGUAACACUUGAUAAGGGUACCAGUAUAUUCAGGCAGGUUAAUGUCACAACGAAUUCUGCUCGUAUUGAAGAUCUCGAACCAAGCACAAAUUAUACAGCCUAUAUAACUACAUUUAAUAAGUAUGGUUCGAGCCCACCAUCAUUUAAAAUUUCCUUUGAAACGCUACCUGAUAAUGAGCAAAAUGAUAGACCAGUACCACCAUUUGGGUUGCAUAUUGUAUGGAACCAUGGACGACGUAUAAACAUUACAUGGAAUUGGAGUUCAGUUCGUUAUAAUGGACAAAGGAUUACUGAUCCCGUAACGUACACAGUUAAUUAUGUUUCCACUGGAAAUGCAUCUGUUUGGACUUCGGUUAAAACACAGAAUAUGUGGUAUGUAAUGGAAAAUCUAACGAUGAAUUCUCUUUAUGAAGUAUAUGUAUAUGUAAGUGAUGGCAAUUUGCAGAGCAGAAGUUCAUCAGUUGUAACCAUGCUUGCUGCUCCAGAUGAAUAUUCCUUACCGGAGCCGCAGAUUACAAUUACACCGGAGAAUGCUAAUCGAACCUAUCGUAUGAAUGAACAAAUUGGAGUUAAAUGUACCGUUCAUGGUGAACGAAUGCUUAACUUGGAUUUGUUAAUUGGAAAGACAUUGAUCCAUAGUGAACCAUCAAAGAUGACUGUCGAAACAUUUUUAAAUGUAGAUGAAAACAAUAACCUCAUAACGUGCACAGUUAUGGACACUGAUGGCCGUCAGAAUCGUGCUCAAAUGCAUAUCUUUGUACAAUUUGGACCCAUAGUAAAUAUGGUAACGGAACAGAUCUAUGCUUAUGAUGAUUUAUCAGCUGAAAUCCAGUGCACCGUACAAGGUUAUCCAGAACCCAAGCUGGAAUGGCAUUAUCGAAAAUCACCGAAUGCAGCUCGCACGGAACGUCUUAACGAUCCUGUUAUUGUGAAAACGACUGCUUUAAAUCAAUAUCUUCAUACACUUCUUAUAAAGAAUGUAACAGAUCGAAAUGGGAUAUAUUCUUGUAAGGCAAUUGGUGUUGAUGGUACUGAGGUUACAAAAGCUGCCGAAUUGAAUAUUGCUAAAGCUGCCUUGCCACUAACACCUCGUUUCAUUUUACAGUGUUGUGUCGAAGCGAAAAUAUCGGAAAAAUGCUUGCGUGUCUGUUCAGUAAAUCCAGAAAUUGAUGGCGAUUGUUCAGCCUUCUCAGAAGAUUUGCUGCGGUGUGCAAACGACGGUCGAGAUCAUCGGGCGUGUUGCAUGAGGUCACGUAUCCCAUCAGAUUGUUUAAGUAUGUGCAGCGGUGGUAAGGUUUCAAACAACGCGCUAUGUUCAAUAUUUGCACCAAGAGCUGUAGCCUGCAUGAUUAGAGGACAUGAACGAGCCCCCUCACCUCCGACACUACUUCGUUAUGAAAACGUUUCUCCUGAUUCUGUCAAGAUAUCGUGGACUGAAACAGAAGCUGAUCCAUACAAAGUAUAUGCUAUAUACUACCGUCAGGAAAACAGCGAUGGCGACUUUACAGUUGUGAAAACUAGCAAUACGGAAGUUGUCAUAGAUGGCCUCGACCCUAAUACAAAUUAUGAUCUUGCAUUAGUCUCUGCGAAUGCUCUCGGCCAUUCACCAUUUUUGGAAACGAAAAUUGUCAACACCCUCGGUCCAACACGAAGUCAUACAUUCAUUUCGAUAUUCUUCUUUGCAUUUCUGGUCGCUGCAGCAUCAUUUGUUGUGUAUACCAUUCGGACGAAUGCUUGGUUAAGGGCAAUUCAAAAAUUCCACCGGAGUCAACCACUUUCAGAUCGAGAUCCGUCAGUAGCUUUUGAAAAUCCAGGUUACGGUACCGAAGUACAAAUUCGGGGACUGGCACACUCGGAUUCAAUCGCAGCCACUGAAUGGCAGAACGCUGAUCUCGAAGUGGCAGACAAUUUACCCACUGAAGCUAACAAUGGUAUGAGGUACGCGAAGCUAAAUUCCUCCUAG
This is a messenger RNA of Acanthocheilonema viteae, 4500 nucleotides long. NCBI's taxonomy places the organism in Eukaryota, Metazoa, Nematoda, Chromadorea, Rhabditida, Onchocercidae. The record is from the annotation of a GenBank genome assembly.